Messenger RNA from Drosophila ficusphila, 1763 nucleotides. It is a transcript of the gene comm, whose product is annotated as protein commissureless 1. The transcript is spliced from 2 exons. Bases 244 to 1416 code for a protein of 390 amino acids. Gene Ontology annotation, biological process: axon guidance. NCBI's taxonomy places the organism in Eukaryota, Metazoa, Arthropoda, Insecta, Diptera, Drosophilidae. The record is from RefSeq and is a predicted model, not a curated record.
CUCCGCCAGCGAGCAGUCAGUCAACUUAUAGCCGCUCCAGCGAACGGACGCACCGAAAAUCGAGCUAUCGAAACUCUAGCAAAACAAAAAAAAACCCGAAAUCGAACCCAUGACUUAUAUAUAGAGCCAUACGAUUUGUUUACGUGUCGUGACGCGAGUGCCAGCCGUUGUGUGCGUGUGCCAGACCAAAACAAAAGUUUUUCCGAAAACCCCAGAAAAUCAUAAAUUCAAAUAUAAAUCACCAUGAUUAGCACCACGGAUUAUCCAUCGGUUGUGGAGACCACAACUUCCAGCGAGGAGCUGUAUGCGGAGUACAUUUCCGCACCGGCGAGCAGCAUGAGUCCCGCUGCGAUUGCCGAGCACCUGCAGCAGAAUCAGAUCACCUUCGAGAUUCCCAGUGCCCACGAUCUGCGGCACAUCGAUGCCCUGAAUUCGUUCAAUGCCCUGCUCCAAAGGAUCGGCAAUGCGGCCGUGUCCUAUGACCCGGCUCCACCCAGUGGUUGGUCCCCGGAUGGGAGCAUCAGCACCGAACAGCUCUCCAAAUCGGUGGUUCUGGAUCUGGCUGAUUUGAGGGACCGUUCGGAGGACUCCACGGAUUCUUCCUGGUGGAGCCAGAUCUUCGGGGAUGCCGACAUGCAUGUGAUUAUCAACUAUCUGUGGAUCGGAGUGGUCAGCUCGCUGGUCGUCCUCUCGCUAGUCUUCAUCCUCUUCAGCUGCUACUUCUACCGGAAGUUCCGCACUUGGAAAAAAUGCAAUAAGGACAUACGUGCCCAGAUCCACGCCGCCAGUGAUUCGUACUCCUCGCACCUGGUUGGCUGCGAUGCCAGCCGACUGCUGUUGCACCAACAGAUGCAGCAGGGCCAGCAUCAUCGUGGCAACGAGGCGGGCUUCUACCAAAUCGAAUCGCCGCCCUGCUACACAAUCGCCACCGGAUUGCCCAGCUACGAUGAGGCACUGCAUCACCAGCCGAGGCACUUUGCCUGCGGCAUGAAGUUCGUGUAUCCCUCGCUGGCAGCCGUGCAUCAUCAUCAUCAUCAUCAUCCGGCUGCCGCGGCCUGCGUUUCCAAUUGGGAGAAGGACGAGCGGCAGGAGCGGCAGGAGCAGUCGUCGCUGAAUAAGCUGCAAAAGUGCAAGCUGUCAGCGGCAGUGGAGGAGGAUAAAGCCGAAUCCUCGUCCUCGCCAUCGUUGUCGUCGUCGUCGUCCUCGUCCUCAUCCUUCACAUCGUGCAACUUGGCCGCAGCAACGCCUGCCAUUUGCAUUAACAUGCCAAAUGGGCGGCAGGAUGAGAAGCAGCAGCAGCAGCAGGAUGAGGAGCAGGAUAAUUCCGCAGUGGCAGUUGCAGUGGCACAAAGUUUACUGCCGGCGGCGGCUGCCGACGAUGAUUGCGCCUCAUUGGUCGUCGUUGUUGCCGCGUGAUUGCCCAGCCAGGGGUCAGGGGUCAUCUGUUAAGGGGUCAGGGGCUCGGGAUUGCAGGGUUUGGGGAGUAGCAGCCCAAUUGCUUAGUCACUUGUAAAUAGUUGCAUCGUCUGCUAAUGUUGUUUGCCUCCCCCCAUCGCAAAAACAUAUAUCUCUCUCAACCCGUAAGCAAAAUUUAGUUUCGUUUUUAGUUAUCUGUUAUAUAUUAUUGUAUUAUGCAAGACUGAGUAUUAUUUAUUGUACUAUGUAUAAAACCGAAUUGUCUAUCGAUUAAGCCUUAAUCUAAGUGAGAGUGAAAGAAAAAACAAAAAAUAUAAAACUCCAAUGAACACACAUUGCAAACUAAA